UCUUGCUUGGACUUGAACAACAGGGCUGAAUAUUCCGGAUCAAUGGUGAAAAGGAAUACAUAGACUGUCAAUCAGCAUCUUCCACACAUUCCUCGAGCUCUUCCACGCGAAAACAGCGAAAACAAGGCCAAGAUGACUACCAACAUCGCCUUGGAAACCACCAUGGGCACUAUAGUUGUCGAACUCUACCAUGAACACGCCCCUAAGACCUGCAAGAAUUUCCAGACGCUCACCGAGAGGGGAUACUACGACACGCUGCUCUUCCACCGCAUAAUCCCGAACUUCAUGGUGCAGACGGGCGAUCCAACGGGGACCGGGCGCGGUGGGACGAGCAUCUACGGCGAGAAGUUCGAGGACGAGAUCCACCCGGCGCUCAAACACACUGGCGCGGGAAUCCUGAGCAUGGCGAACGCGGGGCCGAAUACCAACGGGAGUCAGUUCUUCAUCACGCUGGCGCCGACGCCGUGGCUGGACGGGAAGCAUACAAUCUUUGGACGGGUGACGAGAGGUAUGGGCGUCGUUAAGAGGAUGGGGUUGGUGAAGACGGGCGCGGACGAUAGGCCGGUUGAGGAGGUGAGGAUUUUAAGGGCGAGGAUAUUGGAAGGAGAGGAGAAUUGAGGGCUAGUCGGUGGGCUGGUGGGAGUGCAUAGCAUGGCGUUGGGGUUUGAAAUCAUAUUUGUGGUACGGAGUUUCUUACGAGAGCCUGGAGGCUUUUUCGCUGAAAGAAAGCAGUGGUUCAUGAUGGAGUGGCUUUUCGAAUUCUCCUUUCCAAGUAUGGGUCGAUCUGGGAGCUUCUUGCACUCAUGCUUUUGCGUCUGGUCUUCAAUGUGCGUCGGAAUUAUUUUUUCUGUCUCUUUAAUCGAAUCCCUAGCCUCACCAUUGUUGUCGAAGGGAGAAUCAAGUAGCCUCUUCUUUCUGCGGGAGGGAAUAUCAGACUUUUUCUCCACAUUCCUAUUGUGGAGGUACGCUGCCAAACAAUCAGAAAGGGAUGUCAAAUGCCGGGUGUAGUCUAGAACAAGUGUCAAUUCAGGGAAACUUACUCGUCACAGAUGGACACGUUGGCAUGUUGCUACCACAAUUAGGAAG
Amorphotheca resinae ATCC 22711 is the source of this 1086-nucleotide messenger RNA. RefSeq lists its product as hypothetical. The transcript is spliced from 3 exons. The coding region runs from base 133 to 618 and encodes 161 amino acids. The record is from RefSeq and is a predicted model, not a curated record. Gene Ontology annotation, cellular component: catalytic step 2 spliceosome. Gene Ontology annotation, biological process: protein peptidyl-prolyl isomerization; protein folding. NCBI's taxonomy places the organism in Eukaryota, Fungi, Ascomycota, Leotiomycetes, Helotiales, Amorphothecaceae. Gene Ontology annotation, molecular function: peptidyl-prolyl cis-trans isomerase activity.